AUGAUCCUUCGGAUAUGGCUGCUUUUUGCUACGUUUCUUCGACCCACCGUCACCGAAUAUGUGGCCCCAUACUUGAACCUGACACGACGAUGCGUGGACUACGGAUGUGAGCGUUCUUACGACUGGACCGAGACCGGCGGAUUGAUCGAGUGCUUUGGCCAAGAUGUCGACAACAUCUAUCACUACGGCCCGUCGAUCUUCCCGAUGCGCAAAACUUAUAUUUCCAACGAGGACGGCACGUUACAAUGGACGGCCAUCCACUGUUCGCAAUAUGAGCUCCAAAAAGCACAUAAAACAUUGAUCUUCUUGGACGUUGCUCCUUACGGCUAUCUAUUCAACUGCCCAACCAUGCGGAACGAUAUUUGUGAGGAAUGCCCGAUCGGGACACUGCCGGAGAUGUUGAGCGGGGAUCUCGACGAGGCUUGUAAGCUCGUCGUUCUGCCCCCUGAGCACGAGCUAGGGUUGAUUGAGGGCCUGUCCUUUUUCGUAAGGAACCAACUGGAUGCGAUGAGCAUCACCUACGAGCUGGAUCAGCCGUGCGCCGCGUGGGUUUUUCAAUCGUCCUGCUACCAAUGCGACGAGGGCUACCUGCCGGCGUUGAUCGGGAUAGGCCGCAUCUCACACUGCGUUGCGGCGAUAGAGACGACAGACCCCGAGAGACCGACGCGCCCUGAUUGUCCGCGCGGCCAGAUGCGAAUCGGUGACAUCUGCUGGGCUUGCCAGAAUUUCAUUCCCAAGUGCGAGGAGUGUAAUGCGAAAGCCCAAUGCAAACGAUGCGAAUCCGGCUACACCCCGCUCCGCAGCCACCACCGCGUUACGUGCGUUCCGCUGUGCCCAAGAGGGCAGUACUACGACCCGGAGACGCAGCGCUGCACAGCAUGCCCAUUCUGGUGCCGUCAUUGUGAUGUGUAUGGCUGCCUGGAGUGCGCCACCGGACUCUACAGGCUGAGCACAAAGGUACAGAUGGGCGAAAACUGGUCCGAGCGGCUACAGUGUCGCUACAAUUGCCCGCUACACUACUACCCGUUGCACUAUUUCCCGUAUCGCUGCGAGCCGUGUCAUCCGUCGUGCUGGGGAUGUUGGGGCCCUACUGAUGAGCAGUGUCUGGACUGUAAGACUGUUGGAGUAUUACUGCUACUAAAGGAGAAGACUAUCAAAUGCGAGGGUUCCCUCAACGACCAGCUCAGCGGCGUCAAAAGCCUGAACAGGCUGGCGGAAGCAAGGCUGACAAUUGAGGAACAAUACCAACACACGCAUCGCGAGUACUCGAGGUCGGCCACCGGCGCCGCCAUCUUUGUCCGUUCCCUUGAAUUG
Messenger RNA from Mesorhabditis spiculigera, 1314 nucleotides. NCBI's taxonomy places the organism in Eukaryota, Metazoa, Nematoda, Chromadorea, Rhabditida, Rhabditidae. The record is from the annotation of a GenBank genome assembly.